AAUGCUUAACUAAAAGUAGAGAUUGUGAAAAGAUUUUGACAGGUUUUUCUGAGCACUUGGUGUCAAAAGAAAGCAAUUUAAAACAACGGUUGUGGAGACAUUUCUUCUUCUUUUUUAAUAAAUAUUUUUAUUAGGUUUUUGCAUACAUUCCAUGCGUCAUUUAACAUUCCUUCACAUCUUAUAUAAUCUUUUUGGACUUUCCUCAGCCACGUCUAAAGAUUUCCAAUCAUCCUAACUUCUUCUUGUACUCCAUAAUUCACUAUUACUUUAAAAAACAAUGACCAAUUUUACUUUCUUAUGUUCGGUUGUGGAGACAUUUCAUUCCCCAUCUGCUAGACAGAGCCAGACAGAGAAUGAUGACAGGUGGGUCUACCCCACCCGGCCAACAUAAAUCUUGGCUACGCCCAAAUUGGCCACAGCUACGGAACCAAAAAGCUGUGGGGUCCCUGCUCAUAAAAAUAAUCUAGGACCCCCCCUCCCAAGGUCUUUCUUGUGCUAUGCACUGUCAUUAUUAGUCAAUGGCCACACUGUGUUGCCCUUUACAAAUUAGGCAGAAGUCGAAGAGACCGGUGCAUUCCGAGUCCAUACUUCCCCCCCCUCCCCUCCCGGUUCUCUCCAACCCCCUUCCGUCGGGGGUGGGCUUCUUUUAACAGGUAUGAUGAUGUCAAAUGUGAUGCUGAUGCUCCAGUGACUUAAGCCUGCCUCUUUUGGCGCAGACUCCGUAAUCCUCCCGGUGGCUCCCAGGCAGCGCCGGGCUUCGCAGAAGUAGUGCAUCUCCUAACCGGGUCACAUUUCAGCGGGGAUCCAGCCGCCCUUCUCUCCCUCCGAGCCGGGAGAGAGAUCAGAGGAGGAAGAGGAAGAAGGAGACUCACUAAUCGCUUUGCGGCGAGCGAGGGAGCCACCGCCUCGCAGGCAAGAUGAGAGCCCCAGGCUGUUGUCUGGUGCCGCUGCUGCUGGCCCUCGCCUUGGCGGAAGGGGACGGCAAGGCGGGCAAAGAAGGCGACAAUCCCGGCAAUUUCAUGGAGGACGAGCAAUGGCUGUCUUCCAUCUCCCAGUACAGCGGCAAGAUCAAGCACUGGAACCGCUUCCGAGACGUGAGUCCGGAUGGAGAGCCCAUGCAUGAUUUAUUUUAUUUUAUUUUUUACCUCGUAGCAUACAAAUUCCUCCGCCCCUCUAGCAUCCAGGGCAACCCGGGAGUGGGGAAGGGAGGGAACCCGGGGGUGCAUGUGCAACGGAGCGAUUGGCAGCCUGCAACAAUUGCUGCUGCUGCCGCUGUCGAGGAUGUAGGUGCAGGCAUGGCGUGGAGGAGGCGGUGGCGGGUUGAGGCGGCUCCUCUUGCAGCGCCAACCCGCGUGCAGGUGGCGCGCCGGGAGCCGCCAAGAGCAAUCGCCAGUUGCAGCAGCAGCUGUACGCGGAGCAACCGUUGCAAAGGCUUGGGGGGCUCCCAGUGGCUGGUGCACUUGGAGCAGGAAAGCUGGGUGGGUAGGUGGGGAAUCUGCACCCGAUUCUUUGCACAGCGGCUGUCGAGCAAAAAAGCGGGGUUGCCUGGGAGAGCUGAAGUUGCACUGUAGGUCUCGAUUCUUUAUUUUAAAACGAUCGGGUUAGAGCAAGUGGGAUUUGGAUGCCCGGCUGUAGCUUUUGCAGCCUUGGGGUUUAAUUCCUGUUACGCGCACAAACACACACCCUCGAGUUUGCUUGGGCGCAGAGCCCCGUCGGAACUCCAGUUUCUUUCAGACGCGGCCAGGCGGAGACCCGCCCUUGCGAACUCCGACGAGCCUUGUGGCGGAGGAGCCGUUUGCUGCAAGGCACGCCAC
This is a messenger RNA of Zootoca vivipara (common lizard), 1814 nucleotides long. The record is from RefSeq and is a predicted model, not a curated record. NCBI's taxonomy places the organism in Eukaryota, Metazoa, Chordata, Lepidosauria, Squamata, Lacertidae.